Molecule: messenger RNA, 755 nt
Organism: Astrephomene gubernaculifera
Lineage: Eukaryota; Viridiplantae; Chlorophyta; Chlorophyceae; Chlamydomonadales; Astrephomenaceae
Source: the annotation of a GenBank genome assembly
AUGGAGCCCGCUGGGGCUGCACCCAGCGGUGAUGUCUCACCUGAGCAGCGACAUGAACGUGAAAUAAAGGAUGCCCGCGAACGAACUCGUUUAUUACGCGAAAAGUUGGUGUUUCGUUGCAAAGAUUUAAAUAAAUGGAAGUUCUUUGUGCCGGCCUCAGUUGAGGUCCCACCCGAACCAGCAAAGGCUGAAGCAGAGAAGACGCUGUUUAACAUCAUCACAGGAUGCCUAUACGAUCCCACGACUCUAAUACCGCUGGAAGUGCAAGCGCUGCACAAAAAGAUCCUAGCAGACCCCGCUGGCGAGCGCUAUGAGGCGGCGCUUUCCUGCCUGGGGCUCUCCUCUCCCGAGCCGCUCAUCCACAAGCUCGCUUCCAUCAGCUUCAAAUUCGGCGCGCACGAGUUCAGCUGCCUCAAAAUCGGGCAGCUGGCCUUCGCGGAUGGCGUCCGGAUGUACGUCACGCGCGUGGACCGGCCCGCACUCACCAGGCUGACGGGCAUCGAGGACCCCGAGCGCCUCAAGCAGCAGCAGCAAGGGCAGCAGCAACCACCCGGCCAGGGAGGGCCCCAGCAGCAGCAACAGCAGCAGCAAUCCGGAGGGGGGCAACCAGGGCAGCAGGGACCCCCGCAGCCCCAGCAGCAGCCCCACAUGAUGAUGGGAGGCGGGCCGCAGGGACCCAUGGGUCAGGGCGGCCCCGGCGCGGGCGUUCCCGGGCCGGCAGGCGGCCUGGGCAUGGGCAUGGGGAUGAUGACGGA